ACUUUGCGUGAUGAAGGAAGGUUUGGAAUUGUUCCGCCGCGUCUUAUCGCCCUUUGCCUACCCACCACUUGCAAACUAGAUCUUGACCCGCUCCAUUCAAACGUGCUGUGCCCUUCCAAGCAACAGCGGCGCGAAGACCCUGGUCAAGAGCUUGGGGACUUCAUGACUUCAAUGCAGCCUUAAUUCUGGACUCGAAUGUCACUAUGCUCAGGGCCAAGAGGAAAAGCUCAUCUGCCAGGGCUGCAGGCAAGGAAAUACGGUCUGGAUGCAGGCUGUGCAACAACCUGCGUCCACGGGGUCACGCAUCCAGCUCGUACAAUGCAGACAGCAGUGCCACAAGAGUCAAAGCCGACCUUACGCUUUGCAUAGAUGCCCUCCAGUUGUCGGUCAGCGAAUGCCAAUAUUGCAAGCUGCUGCGGCAAUCCCUGCAAGCAUUUGUUGGGGGAGAAUGGCCCCGAAUCCGCGCGCCGCUGUGUGUUGAUAUUGUGGAGGGCUCGCCGAUCAAGAUGUCGGUUCAGGAGUCCAGUGGCAAAACUACCGUGGUUGAGUUGUAUGCUCCGUCAGACCAACGGCCACCGUGGCCGGCCCUAGGAAACGCUCGCAGCAUCCCAAUCUCCUCGGGAUCUGACGAAUCUUUUGAAUUCGCCCGCAAAUGCAUCCAAAACUGCAUAGCGAGCCCGGCACAUGGCGCGUGCCAGAAAUCUUCCCCGAGCACGCUCCCGACCCGACUCAUAGACGUCCAGGCCAUGGACGAAACUUUAAGGCUGGUCGAGCUGAAGGGGAGGAAAAGCGUCGACUAUAUCACACUCAGCUAUUGCUGGGGCGCCGGAUCAGCAGUGACCACGACCAAGGCAAACUUGAGAGACAUGCGAACAAUGAUUAACUGGGACACACUACCGGUCCUAUUUCAGAACGCCGUCACCAUCACGCGCCGGCUGAACGUCCGCUAUUUGUGGAUCGACGGCCUGUGUAUCAUCCAAGAUGACAAACACGAUUGGGAAGCCGAGUCGUCCAGGAUGAGCGACAUCUACGAAGCCUCAUACGUAACAAUCGCGGCCGACACUUGCGAAGACAAUACCCGGCCCUGUCUGGUACAGCGCCCAAAGCGACUGCGCCUGGAACACCAGAAUACGCGGGGGAAGGCGUUUACUCUCAAGGCGCGGAAAGUUUCCAACCACCACGAAGCACCGGAGGAAGACCUGGCAUUUCGGGCGCAGGGACCCCUGAGGCUUCGAGCCUGGGCGUUGCAAGAGAGCGUCUUAUCUCCUCGGAUUCUGCACUACACGGAGACCGAGCUCACAUUCGAGUGUCGCUCAACGUACCGCUGCGAAUGCAAUCCAUCUCCCAGCCGGAAAGCCACCACUCCAGGCCUGUUGCCCAACUUGCUCUCGACGAAACAUCACGCCAAGAUCUUCAGGACCUGGCACCGCAUCGUCGCGCAGUACAGCCUCCGGACGCUGACCGUCGCGUCUGACAAGCUCCCGGCGAUCUCAGGCAUCGCGAAGAAGGUCCAGACCGCCACCGGCUCCGCCUAUCUGGGCGGGCUGUGGAACGACAACCUGGUCACGGACUUGCUCUGGGCUUCGGCACCGCAUCUGGAGUCACCCCACCUCGCGCGGAGGCUGUAUGGGUACCGGGCGCCCAGCUUCUCCUGGGCCUCCGUGGACACCCACAUCCAGCCCUUUGAGGACAGCGAGGACGAGACCGCCGAGCUGAGCCCUCACGUCUCGAUCACCAGGACCUCGUGCACCGUGUCCGGCUGCAACCCGCUCGGCGAGGUCACGGACGGGUUCCUUGAGCUGCGCGGACCGGUGGCAGAAGCCACGUUGGUGGCUCCGGAACGCUACAAGUUCGAGUACCACUUGGUGAUCGCGGGCAGCGGGACCGCCGUGGCUGUCUCCCCGGACUCUCUGCUGGUGCCGGACUCGGUCGAGGACGACGACCCAGGCUCGCCGCACGGGACAGUACGGCGUGGCCGAGAAGGGGAGAGCUACAGCCCUUUCAAAGCACGCGUGUGGUGUCUCAGCGUCGCGGGCCAUUCCCACGGCUGCAUCUCCGGCCUCGUCUUGACAAAGUCGUCGCGAGUCCCCGGCGCUUACGAACGGAUCGGCCACUUUACGUGCGGCAACGACUGGCUGGUUGGGGCGAAGAAGCGGAAAAUCAAAAUUGUAUGAGAAAGAUCAGAACCAGAAUGUCUCCCGGGAUGUGUCACUCGGGCCGGCCCUCGAUGAGCCUUGAGAGUAACCGGACUCCCAGCCUCAGCCUCGGUGGAACAAGGGUUAUCUUACUAGCGAGGAUAUAGGUGAGGGGAAGAGAUGCCACUCACUACGUUGACAGAUGGUGUACUGGGCUUUUAGUUGAUCCAAGCGACCAUUCUCGCUCCGUGCGUCAUGUGGAAGGAACCAGACAGCUGAAGUGAAUGACUCUUAUGGUGAGAUGUUGGGAUAUCUGGAAGUUUCGGGCGUUUAGGUCGCAGCUGGGUUUCCGAGGACUAGUCAGCUGGCUAUGCCGGUCAUAGCAAGGGCAGUCAAUGCGCCGAACUCUGUGAACAUUCGGGGCGUGCUGCCGAGUCUCAACCCAGGCACAUACAGGUGAUUCGCGGAUCUGGCGGCCAGAGCUCAGAGCCGGGCAGGAUAUA
This is a messenger RNA of Cladophialophora immunda, 2638 nucleotides long. RefSeq lists its product as uncharacterized. The transcript is spliced from 2 exons. The record is from RefSeq and is a predicted model, not a curated record. NCBI's taxonomy places the organism in Eukaryota, Fungi, Ascomycota, Eurotiomycetes, Chaetothyriales, Herpotrichiellaceae. The coding region runs from base 204 to 2174 and encodes 656 amino acids.